Messenger RNA from Caenorhabditis bovis, 2496 nucleotides. Lineage: Eukaryota; Metazoa; Nematoda; Chromadorea; Rhabditida; Rhabditidae. The record is from the annotation of a GenBank genome assembly.
AUGUCAUCGGCAACAGUGAAACGAGCACGGGUAACUGCUAGAAUAGCGGAAUCAGAGGGUUUAUCAUUACCAACUUCUUCGGAGAAAACCCAGGAGCUGGUUAAAAUUAUUGAAGAAAAACGGAAAAAAUUAGACAAGAAAUGUAGUGAAUAUGAAAAAAUUUGCAAGAAUAUCAAAAAUCAUCAAAAACGAAAAGCCGGAUUGGAUGUUGACAAAAAAUCUCUAACGAUAAAACUCGAUGAGAUAGAAGCGAUAAGCAAAAAAAAUAGAGAGCGGAUUGAAUAUAAUCGAACAACAGAGCGGCAGAAAUAUAGCGAACUCAAUCAGUUGUUAAAUAAAUGGACUGAACUGAAUAAAACUGAAGCCGACUUAGCGGAAAGUUUAAAAAUCGAUUCAAAAAACGCAGAAAAUCUUGAUGAAAAAUGUCGAAUAAUCACUUUGCAAUUGAAUCAAUUAGGUGACAAGAUUGAAUCGAUUGAAAAGGAAAUUUCCCAAAUUGAAAAUGGUUUUGAAUCUGACUUAAAAACUGAACAAACUCUUGAAAAUUACCUACGUCGGCUUGUGGAAGAUGUGUUCUUGAAUCAAAGACGUUUAGAGGAUAUUCAUAUUGGUACUUCGCGCGGGCGUGCAAAUUUCCGGCAAACCGAAAAAGAACUACGCGAACAAAAGCGGAAGCAUCGAAGAUUGAGCUCGCAAAUUUCGGUGCAAUCAUCCUCAUUGGACGAAAAUGACAGUGAUAACCAGUCGAUGAAACGCGAUAUUUUAAAUCAACUAGAGGAGAAAUGGCGGAAUAUGAGGGACGAAUUCGAAGAAAAAGAGAAAGAAUUAGGAAACCUUUUAGUUAUGCUACCUCAAUCAAUAAGACAACUACGAGAAUUCGAAGACGAGCGAAUUUUAUUCGAAAAUGAAAAGAAAGUUUUAACGGAUCAAAUUCGAUCAAGAAAGCAAAUAGCAGAGAAGCUUGAGCAAAAUUAUAAAAUUAUUCGAAGUUUCGCGAAAACUGUGGACAAAGACGAACUUGAAAAACUAACAAAAGAGGAAAAUUAUUGGAAAAUGAGGGUUGAUGAAAUAUUGAGUGAAAUCCAAAAAUUACAACGAAUGGAGAACGAAGCGGCUCUGACUAACGGACAGUUGAGGAAUAAUUUAGCACUACUAAAACCAUAUGAAGAGGAAUAUCAAGAGUUUGAAAAAUUGAAUGAAACUUACAAACAGAUGCAACUCGAGAACAGUAGAAAGGAAAUUCGGAAAAGCUCUGAAAAGUUAAUUCAGAAUGGAGAUAUUCAAAUUGUAACCUUCCGCAACUUGCCGUCAAACGUGUGCCCUUCUGUUUGCUCAGUAUGCGGCGAUCGAGCUUCUGGAUAUCAUUAUGAGGUGCCAUCUUGCAACGGUUGCAAAACAUUUUUUCGGCGAACAGUUCUUUCUCAGAGAAAAUAUGAAUGUAAAAAUGGAAACAAAUGCUUCAAUAUUUUGCCAAAAGAAAAACGAUGUACCUGUCGAGCUUGCCGAUUUGAAAAGUGUGUGGAAGUUGGAAUGAAUCCAUAUGCGAUUCAAUCGUCUACUUCAUUUGAAAGUAAUACAAUUGUCAGAGAAAUUGUAGAGAAACGAAAAAGUUCAGAAGAUAUUGUCGAAGCCAAAACAGUUAAAGUUUCGUCUCUGAAUAUUAAACCAACGGUUGAACAAACUGUAUCUAGAAUGAUUGAUGAGCUCAUAUACUUAGAAUUCAAGCUAGAAGCAUUUCGCUUCUGCGCAUUUAAUCCGAAGCGCGACGAUUAUAAAGAUUUGGAAAGUACGUUAGAAAUGCAAUCGUUAAUAUCAAUAGCAGAUCGUGUUGGACCUAUGCCUAAUUGGCCAUUAGAAAAUGAACACUGUAAAGAAGAAAAUCUGGAUGAAUUAAAGAAAAAAAUAGAAUGUGGUUUAUUACAAGACAGAAAACAUUGGCUUGCAUAUGAUGUUCUCACUACUGUGGAAUAUGCAAAGACUUUUCCAUUUUUGCACAAAUUGAACAAGCAGGACAAAAUUAUUUUAUUAAGGGCAGUUACUUUGAAAGUUAUGCACCUACAUCAAGCGUUUUUCUCAUAUUCUCAAAAAUUUGAAACUAUCGUGCAUCCAGAUGGAACAACACCGCCUUUUUUUCGGAAUAAACCAAAAGAACUUCCCCGACCCCUCCUAGAUAUGAAUUCUACAGUUAUAAUGUUGCAAAGAAACAAUCUGCAUAAACACGAAUACGUAUUAUUCAAAGCAAUUACAUUGUGCAAUCCUUCACUUACCGGUCUAAGUCAAUAUGCUGUUGAAAUCGUAACAAAAGAAAAGGAAAAGUACACGGAUGCGCUGUUUCGAUAUUGUAUGAAAGCGCAUGGUAAUCACGGACCAGCACGAUUUGCAGCUCUUCUGGCAUUGAGCAGCGCAUUAGAAAACAUGCAAAAAAGUCAUGAGGAUUUCGUGAAAAAUCUUGAAAGCUUUGAUAGCAUGAUCAGUCUUCUAGUCCACAUUACAUAA